Cuculus canorus (common cuckoo) is the source of this 6013-nucleotide messenger RNA. RefSeq names its product ring finger protein, transmembrane 2 (gene RNFT2). Lineage: Eukaryota; Metazoa; Chordata; Aves; Cuculiformes; Cuculidae. The coding region runs from base 1325 to 2671 and encodes 448 amino acids. The transcript has 12 exons. Gene Ontology annotation, molecular function: ubiquitin protein ligase activity. The record is from RefSeq and is a predicted model, not a curated record. Gene Ontology annotation, biological process: positive regulation of ERAD pathway.
UAUGGCUGUAUCUGCCUAUACGUGCGCGUGUGGAUGUAUCUCUGCCUAGAUGUGUGUGGGACCGUGCUUAGAGAUACAUCUCUGCCUCAGUGUGCGUGUGUGACUGUGCUUAUAGAUGUAUCUCUGCGUAGAUGUGCGUAGAACCAUUUUUAUAGAUAUGUCUUUGCCUCUGUGUGAACGUGUAACCAUUCUUAUAGAUACGUUUCUGCCUAUAUAUGUGUAGAGCCAUGCUUAGAGAUGCAUCUCUGCCUUUCUGUCCAGGUAUUACCAUGCUUGUGGAUGUAUCUCUGCCUAGAUGUGUGUAGAGCCAUGCCAGGCGAUACAUCUCUGCCUCUGUGUGCAUGUAUUACCAGGCUUAGGGGUGUAUCUCUGCCUAGAUGUGUAUAACCAUGCUUACAGAUAUGUCUCUGCCUCUGUGUGUGUGUGUAACCUCUGCCGCUGUGCACGUAGCCGUGUUUAUAGAUCUGUCUCUGCCCCUAUGUGUGUGCAUAACCAUGCUUAUAGAUCAAUCUGUGCCUCUAUGUGCAUGUAACCAUGCUUAUGCAGAUAUCGCUGCCUCUGUGUGUGUGCACAACCAUGCUUAUAGAUGUGUUUCUGCCUCUAUGUGCAUGUGUAUGCCAAUACAUUUAAACAUGCACAUAUGUGUGUGUACACACGUACAUAUACCUGUGUGUGAGUCCAGCCCAAGCCAUGCAGGGAGCAGGGCUGCAGGUGCCAAUGCCAAGGGAAAAUGGCCUUGUUGGAGCAUGCAUAUGCACCUGUUUGAACGCUGGUCCGAGUGCCUCACAGUCAUCCAGCCUGAAGGACUUGUGAUGAGUUUGAAAUCUGAGCCUUCUUGGAUUACCUGAAGGACUCUGUGUAUGAGAUGUCUGCAGCCUCUUGAGCUUCCCUCUCUCCUACUGUGGCACCUCUGGUUAAAACUGUUGUUCAGUUUUGCUUUACAAAACAAGUUUCUUCAGAAGAGGAAGAAGGGAUUUCAUUUCCAGAGAGCAUUUGUCUAUUCUCUUGUCACGUCAAGAGCCACCCUGUUAGUUGUCCUUGAGUCCUUCAUCAGAGGAUGUCAUCUCAGAGGUGUACGCUCCUCGUGACUGCCACACGCUGCGGAGGGGGAUCUGAAUAGUUCCUGCCCUGCAGAGACCAGUGUCCAUCUUUGGAAGUUGUUUCUUCACAAGUGUGCCAAGAAACAAACGCAAGCUCGAGCUGCUCUUUCAGAGAAGCAAAUGGUUCGUGCCAGCCAUGCUGCCAGCUGAGUGGGUGUCACAGCCCUCGGACUCUGCAGGUUCUUGUUAGCAGUCACACUGGGAACUGCUGGCCUACAACGUUGAUGUUGAGCGUGUUGUGUUUUAAGGUUUUGAGGAAAAUGCAGAGACGGCAUAGCAGCAACACUGACAACGUUCCUCCUGAAAGAAACCGGAGCCAAACAGUCAGUUCUGAAACCAGCGUGGAUGAAAGCGGAGUUUUUGAAAGUCUGAAGGCUGAAGCUUCCUCGCCACAGCAGCUAUUCUCAGGCCUGGCAGGUAUCCCAUCAGGCACCAUCACAGCCGCACCAUUCCAGGCAGGUUUGGUUCUGGGCUCUUCAGCAGGAGGUGGGGAAGUGUUCAUUCAGAUGCCAGCUCCAAGGGAGGAAGGGACCAGUCGUACAGAAGGAGCUCCAUUUCACCACCGGCAGUCGUCCCAUCAUUUCCACCAUGGCCAUCACCGAGGUUCAUCUCUGCUGCACAUGGCAGGAGGAGACCGCCAUGGGCACACUGAGGAAGGCAGCGAUGAACAGGCUGGGACUCCAGCCCCAGCUCUUUCGGAGUUAAAAGCUGUGAUCGGUUGGCUGCAGAAGGGACUUCCCUUCAUAUUGAUCCUCUUGGCUAAACUUUGUUUCCAGCAUAAGCUGGGGAUUGCCGUGUGCAUCGGUAUGGCCAGCACAUUCGCCUAUGCCAACUCAACACUCCGAGAGCAGGUUGCUCUGAAGGAGAAGAGGUCAGUCUUGGUUGUCUUCUGGAUCCUCGCCUUUCUCACUGGAAACACCCUAUACUUGCUUUACACAUUCAGCUCUCAGCAGCUGUACAACAGCCUCAUAUUUCUGAAACCCAACCUGGAGAGGCUGGACUUCUUUGACCUGAUGUGGAUUGUGGGGAUUGCAGACUUCAUACUCAAGUACCUCACCAUUGCUUUGAAAUGCCUAAUUGUGGCCCUGCCCAAGAUCAUCCUGGCUGUCAAGUCAAAGGGCAAGUUUUAUCUGGUUAUUGAGGAGCUGAGCCAGCUAUUCCGUUCCCUUGUCCCCAUCCAGCUGUGGUAUAAGUACAUCAUGGGAGAUGAUCCAUCCAGCAGCUACUUCCUAGGUGGGAUCCUGAUCAUCCUGUACAGCCUCUGCAAGUCUUUUGACAUCUGUGGUCGUCUGGGAAGUGUCCGGAAGGCACUGAAGGUCCUUUGUACCCCACAGAACUAUGGAGUUCGUGCUACCAGCCAGCAGUGCAGCGAGGCAGGUGACAUCUGUGCUAUUUGCCAAGCAGAGUUCAGGGAACCUUUGAUCCUCAUGUGCCAGCAUGUGUUUUGUGAAGAAUGCCUCUGCCUCUGGUUCGACAGGGAGAAAACCUGUCCCCUUUGCCGUUCUGUCACAGUAGAAACCCUGCGUUGCUGGAAAGAUGGCACCACCUCUGCUCACUUCCAGGUGUAUUAAAACCAAUACAUACCAACAAUGGAAUAACAUGUGCUGAGACAAGAAAAAUCUGGAAAGCCUGGUGAUCCCAUGCCCCUCUUUAGUUGCCUGUGGAUUUGUUGCCUUAGUCUUCCUUCCCACUCUGUUUCUCCAGGAGCCAACAGAACAAUUAUUACUAGCCAAAACUUUAUCCUCAAAGGCAACAAAGAUGUGGUUUAUGUUAUGGCAAACUCCAUGGCUGAGCUACAGCCAAGAUUUCUUCUUGAACUUCCAUGUUUAUAAACUGCCUGGGAUGUUUUCCUUUUUUGUGUCCUUUUACUACAGAUAAAUAUUGCCUGUAUGAGGCGAACGUACUGUGAAUUGCGUGUGUGUAACCUGGUAUACUGUAAAAAAAAAAAAGCCGUUUUCCUGUGUCUUAAACCACUGGUGAGAUUUUUCACAUUAAAUGGUCUUAGCUUGCCUGAAUCUGUAACUUCAUAGAAUUACGUUGUUGGUGUUGCAUUACCUUUAUGAUCUCUUCUAAAUCAGGGCUUCAGAACCACAUGCCCAAAGUUUAUUUGGGGUUGGAGAAACAUCAUUUCCCAGCAGCCCUGUUUUUGCAAUUGAUUCCACCAACUGAACAUGCUGCGAUCAAAAUAAGAUCUCAAGGAGCUUGGGAAGCCUAUGCUACUGAAGCUGGAACCGACACUUGCACUUCUUGGGAAUGGUUUUCCUCUUCAGUUUUUGUGAUCAGGCUUUCUGGUUUCCUAAUAUAUGGAGAGAACAGUGAGAGGCAGGGAGAGAUUAAAGUCAAGUUUGAUUUUUAUGGAUGAAAAGUUAUAGUCCUAACCAGGAGCAUCUCACAAUUUCAGGUGUAUCUGCAAUUUAGUCUCUGAAGAGACCUUGGAGCAGCUUCCAGUACUGAAAGGGGCUCCAGGAAAGCUGGGGAGGGGCUAAUGGAUCAGGGAGUGCAGGGAUGGGACAAGGGGAAACGGUUUUCAGCUAGAAGAAGGGAGACUGAGAUGAGAUCUUGGGAAGAAAUGUUUUGCUGUGAGAGUGGGGAGGCCCUGGCUCAGGUUGCCCAGAACAGUGGUGGCUGCCCCAUCCCUGGAGGUGUUGAAGGCCAGGCUGGAUGGGGCUUGAAGCCCCUGAUCCAAUGAGAGGUGUCCCUGCCCAGGGCAGGAGGCUGGAACUGGUUGAUCUUUUAGGACCCUUCCAACCCAAACCAUCCUAAUGAUUCUGUGCCCCUCAGCACAGCCACUUAAGGCAAGGCUUUUACUUGCUUUCACAUCCAGUGCCACUCAGCAUCCAGAACCUACCUGGAUCCAAAACCAGAAAAAAUAUGCUCACACAGCUCUGUUGGUGCCAGAAAUGCUGGGGCAUCAAGAUACCAGGCCUGCUGGAGAGACUGGGCUUGGCAAGACUGGCUUGAGGGCAGAAUUACAGAGAAGUAGCUGCCUUGCUUUAGGAGCUAUCUGGGUUUAUACACAAGCUGGAUAAUCCACCUGUGAUGGUGGAGACUUGAUUGUAAUACCUCGGCUUCAGAACAAGCUCUUGGAGGAGGCACCUUGUGUUGUUAGCAGGCGGAUUAGCAUAUGUUAUAUGGCUGCAAUUUCCAUCUCUGCUCAGGACGCUGCGGUGGCACUUGCAUGCAAAUGGAGUCACUGUUUGUUCACUGGAGCUUUCUCUUUCACUAAACAACCUCUGCUUUUCGCUACAUGCCCAGAGAAAGUGCCUCAUUAGGCAAUUGUGGCAUCUUCCAUGCUCAUUACUAUGGAAAUGGCCGUAAGGUUACAAUCCCACUUGAGUGGAUAAUCAGGAAGAACUGUACCUGAGGGAAAUGAGCCUGUGUGUAUGUACUGACUGUCGUCUUCCCUUCCUGCUGCGAAACUCCACAGGGAGAAGAAUUAAAGCAAACAGGAGCUAGUGGUAACAGGAUUAAGGCUCAACGUUUCGUUGGAAGUAAUAGUUCAGUAUGGCUAGAGGAGAAAUGGUGAGAGGCAGAGCCUGAGCAGGGAAGAUAGUCCGGAUCUGGCUUGAGAGAUACAGGAAAGUAGGGAAGGAAAACCUUUACUUUCCAACACAGAGUGAUUUGAUUCUUGUCAAAUGGAUCCUAUGAAAGUGGAGAAGCAAGCCAAGGAAUCCAGUGGCUAUCUCCAAUGGGAAUAGCCUUUUGGGGGUAGAGGGAGAGAGUUCAGGAAGAAAGGAAGCAAGAUUUUCAGUGGGCAUAAAAUGUUAUUAUGUACGGUCGCCUGGUAUAUUCCCCAGGAAAAAGGAAAACGUCUCAUGCUGUGGGCAGACAAUUUAUGGAAGGUUUCAGCAUCAGUUAUCAGUGCAGAGCCAAUUAAUUAAAGGGUUGGUGGUAUUCGCUUUCGAAAUGUUUGAAAAGCCACUUCUAAUUCUGUUUUUAUUCUUGGAAAAUGUAUUUAGAGAAGUGUGUGGAAAGGUCUGUACGAGCCUUGCACUGCAGGCAGCAUUUGAUGUGCUGUUUCAAAGGUGUGGCUUUCAUUUGGUGAUAAGGAAGAGAGGCAGGCAGGAGGAAAGUAUGGGAAAUACUUUUUGCCAUUCUUAUGGUCCUUUUUCUUUAAAUUUUUUUCUUUAAUGAGUGAUUUUCCCAGUUGGCUGUGUAAGAAAGAGAAGGUUGUCAUCGUUGUACACUUGAAACAUUUUGCUACGCACCAAGGACUCAUAAAGAUCACACAGUUGAACUUCAUACUACACUCAGUGGAACUGUGACAUUACCUUGGGAGGUUUAGGUACCCAUGUUAAAAAACACUGCACCAGCGUCCUAAUUUUCUAAAGAACUUCUAAUGAUUUUUUUUUUCUUUUGCUUCGUCUCGGUGAUCGCUUCUUGAUUUUUGCCUUCCCUCACUAUUCCAAGGCAGCAUUCUGGCCGCGGUACGGACGUCUGGUGCUCUGGUGAUGAGCUUCAGUGGUAUCUGGCACCUGCACACAGGUGUCAUCUGUAACUAAUAAUGGAUAUAACCAAUAAUGGAUGUAACUAAUAAUGGCAGUUCCAGACCCAGAUGCUUUCAGUGAAUUUUGGUCAAGCUUCAAAGUCACUUUCUGUAAGUAUUAAAAAUCCUGGGACAUUCAGGUACUCGAGUAUCCACGCAGAGUGAAUUCUGAGCAGUUACGUGAAAAGUUAAUCUGGUUUUCUAAUAAAUGUUUUCAGAAAAAAAUAGUCACCUGUUUUGUACUUUGUAGUUUUUGCUUUCCCUUGCAGAUGGGGAAUGGAAGUUCGGCAGCUUUGACUGGAACAGUCAGCUUUUUCCCGCAGCUGCGGAGGGCAGAGCUGUGGUUUGGAAGACCCGAGUUGGGGAGUGCGUUCGGGGCGUGUGCUGAUGGAGAUCCGUGCCAGGCAGAUGGCACGUGAUGCAAGCC